UUUGCAAUUAGAAACGGUCAGCGCACGAUAUAUGUAUGUACAUACAUACGUUAUCGUUUACGGUACAGCUGCAGAUAAGAUUCUGUUGCAUAAACAUUUUUCACAGCGACCCCACAUCCCACUUCGUCCACCCGAUUUGGAAAAUAACUUGUUUGACACGUCGAUUCCCGGAGACGUAUCUCGUUAUUAUGGCAGCUCAGGUGCACGAAUUCAGUGUUGAAAUGACGUGCGAGGGAUGCUCGACUGCUGUGCAAAACGUGCUCAGGAAAAAAGCAGGUGUCGACGACAUCAAGAUAGAUCUACCAGGGAAGAAGGUGCUCGUGACUACUGCGCUUGGUUCGGAUGAGAUUUUGGAAAUAAUCAAGAAAACGGGAAAAACAUGCCAAUUUUUAGAGACCCAUUGAGGAAAAGGAGUGAUUUGAAGAGUGAUGUGAUUGUAACAGGUGCUGCUAAAUAUGUCAGGCAUAUAUUAUAACAAAGAUAUUUUUUACAUUGUAUCUUUCCUAUAAAAAGAAAAAAAGUCACACUUUAAUUACUUAUUCGUAUAUAUACAAAAGUACAAAAAUAGCGUAUUUAUGGUCAUGCAUAAAAUGUCUUGUAUUAUC
Temnothorax curvispinosus is the source of this 605-nucleotide messenger RNA. RefSeq names its product copper transport protein ATOX1 (gene Atox1). Bases 36 to 404 code for a protein of 122 amino acids. Gene Ontology annotation, biological process: copper ion transport. The transcript is spliced from 3 exons. Gene Ontology annotation, cellular component: cytosol. Gene Ontology annotation, molecular function: metal ion binding; copper chaperone activity. Lineage: Eukaryota; Metazoa; Arthropoda; Insecta; Hymenoptera; Formicidae. The record is from RefSeq and is a predicted model, not a curated record.